Molecule: messenger RNA, 1005 nt
Organism: Medioppia subpectinata
Lineage: Eukaryota; Metazoa; Arthropoda; Arachnida; Sarcoptiformes; Oppiidae
Source: the annotation of a GenBank genome assembly
GUCGUGGAGAAGGCCUGCGAAGAGUGCGGAAUCAAUUUCGAUGACCUCAAACUGCCACUAGAGCUCACACUAUGGGUCGAUCCCAACGAAGUCACCUGUAGAUUUGGUGAACACAAGGGCUCGUAUUGUAUUGUCGCCAAACUGAGGGACGGAAGGAAAGAGAAUUACAUCGAUUCCAUCAAUUGUGAAGAACUCGAACAGAAGACUAUCGAAAGGAAUAGACAGGCGUCGUUUGAUUUGCUGAACUCGCGGAAGAAACGUCAGGAGCGCCGGAAGAAUGGCUACAAUAGUUACAACGGCAACGGUUUCGCCGACUACACAAUGGGUCCGUCAUGUUCUCCAUCCCAGUCCACAUUCUAUCCAUUUUACGGUUCGGGCACUCCGUUCGCCACACAGUACGGCACGAGUCCGCCCAACGCCGGCAACGGGUUUGUGAAGUACCCGAUUUCGCCGCCGCAGUCGCGCGCUGUGGGCGGCAGCGGCGGCGCCAACGGCUCGUACCGGGCGUUGAACAACAAAAACAACAAUUACUCGAACCAAACGAUCAAUUCAAAGACCAAUAAUAACUUCUCGCGACAGCUGUUCGCCGGCUCUAACGCUGGCUUUCAGUCGCCGUUCGCCUAUCAGCCCAACGAUCGCUACCAUUGGGUCAACAAAGCUAUUGUCAAAGCAUAAAGUAAUGUAAUAUAACAUUAUGUGUGUGUUUUUGGUCUUCAAAAACUCCCGUUUACGACGACAAUAACAUUACGACUAAAAGUAUAUAUGAUUUAUACAGAAACCAAACAAAAUACACAAACAUUUAUAUGAUUUCUCCUCAUUUCUACGAUUUUCGAUACGAAAAGACUUGUAUUUAAUUAUAAAAAAAAACAUAAAACAAAUCUAUUUCUAAACCACAAUACAAACAGUAAUACUCUCUCCUCUAAUGCCCAACAGUUUUUACGAUUGAAUUGCAAUUAAUUUAAAUGUUUAUAAUUAUCUCAUUAUUAUUUCCCUUUCGGACCGGUA